UUUCAGCUAUUUUAUUUUGGUGUUUAUUGUUGCCUGUUUAUUCAUGUCCUACGUGCAGAUCUCUACUUCAACGGAGGCAGCUUCUCAACAGUUGGUAACUGAAAUGAAGGAAUAUAUCACCAAAAUUGGAGUUGGAGAACAGAUGAUUAAGGAAGGAUUAGAAAUUGUUACAAACAACAAAAACCAUUUGAACAAUUCAAUUGCUGCUUUUGAGAGAAUUGUGAUCGGUAACGUAGCAAAAUUGUUUGUAUUUACUGCUGAGGACAAGUAUUCUUUGUCUAAGAAUGGACUUCAAGUGAAAAUAAAUGAGGAUGCACAAUAUAUCAAUAUCAGAGGGUUAGCUAAUUUAAUUGAUGACAAGAAGUUCAAAUAUUUUGAAGUUUGUUUGGACAAUUUUGAUUUUGCUUCCGUUGGUUUGGCAACUAAAGAUUAUUCUUCAACAGCAUUUGUUGGCUUCUUACCGUCUUCGUGUUCUAUUGCAAGCGAUGGGAAUCUGUAUGUUAAUGGCACGCCAAAAAAAAUUCUGAAAGAUGGAUUUACCUCAAAAUGUACAGUCGGUGUUGGAGUUAAAGAAGUGGCUCAGCUUCUUGAUUGUAUUUAUUACCGCCGUAAAUAUGUCUACUUUAGUGUUAACGGGGAGAAAAUCGGCCGCAGCAUUCCUCUUAGUGUGGAUGGACCUUUUCCUUAUGUCUCAAUUCGUGGUCUUGGGGCCACUGCUUUCUUCAACUUCGCGAUAGGGAGUUUGUCUACAAAGAGGGAGGAAAUAAAUAAAACAAUAUAA
Meloidogyne enterolobii is the source of this 781-nucleotide messenger RNA. Lineage: Eukaryota; Metazoa; Nematoda; Chromadorea; Rhabditida; Meloidogynidae. The record is from the annotation of a GenBank genome assembly.